Molecule: messenger RNA, 5303 nt
Organism: Anneissia japonica
Lineage: Eukaryota; Metazoa; Echinodermata; Crinoidea; Comatulida; Comatulidae
Product: ubiquitin-protein ligase E3B-like
Exons: 19
Coding region: 17-2626 (869 amino acids)
Biological process (GO): ubiquitin-dependent protein catabolic process; protein polyubiquitination
Molecular function (GO): ubiquitin protein ligase activity
Source: RefSeq, a predicted model, not a curated record
AGCUCUGAGGUCCAGUAUGAAUCAGCUGUGUGCUAACAUCAUUGGACAUCUGAACAGCAAAGGUCUAUAUGCUAUGCUGCAGUGUUUGCUGUUGAAAGGCCUUGCCAGGAAGAAGCCCUCUUUUUCACAUGCAGCUCUUUCAGCCAUAUUCACUCUUGCUAUCAGACCAGUGAUUAUCAGUAAGUGUUCAGAUAAUCUGAUGUCUUUGUUUCUACUAUAUAUAAUGUCAGUACCUGGCCUGGUUCUUCACCUACAAACCACAAGUAAAGAGAGCAUUACAGUCCUCCAAUCAGAAAACCUGUUUAAGCACUCAUUGGAUUAUCUAAGCCUAGACCAGAACACACGCAUCAUCUUCAACUCAUUGGAAGGAAAUUAUGCACUUUGUCUUCUGUCGAACAUCAUCCAUUUAGGAUACAUUGAGCAAGAUAAGCUGAUCAGAAAUGUAGCCUCAUUUACUAGGGUUGUUCAUUGCUUAUUGAUGCAUUGUCAAAAUUAUGUUGGCAAAAAGAAAUCAAAUACAUCACAAUGGCAUCCAGUGCUUGGCUGGUUCUCACAAUCAAUAGAUCAUAGUUUGCAUGAAUCCAUGGAGUUUGUACUGAAGCAACUCAGCAAGUUGUGGAGUCGGGUCAUAGUUGAAGCCUUGUUCGACGAUGCAUUAAAAGCAGCUGCAGCCUCUGCUGCCGCUGAACAAGAAAAAGCAACACAGAAAGAACAACCAAAAGGACUAUUACGGAAGCUUCAACGUACCUCUUUAAAGUUGACAUCUCGUCCGACAAAAAGUUUAAACACGCCUGAGGUGGUGACCGUGUGUGGUGUUUGUGAUAUGUUCCAGACGGCCAUGUCCACGCUUACUGAAAUUAAAGCUAAUAUAUUAUCAGGAUUGACCUAUAAGGAUGACCUUUUACCUAGUCUUUGGCACUUCAUCACAGAGCUUGGCCCCAACAGCGGUAUUAAGUUGUUUCUGGAAAGUCUAGACUCAAGUGUAGAAUCGCAGCCGAUUCUGUCUCUGCUUAUGUUCUUCUGUGAUUGCUCAACUUAUCUCAUUACAAUUCUUGAUGAUGUUGAAGUAUAUGAACAUCAAAAGCCUUUCAAGUUGGAUGACCUGGUUAACAUGUCCUCAUUCCUCAACAUGUUCAUCUAUAAAAUGAUCUGGGAUCAUAAUAUAGAUUCAAAUAGCAGACAGCAUUCUCUCUUUGUGUCUACACACCCUCUGUUGAUGCUCUUACAUCAACGAGAUGCUAGGCGCUCAUUUACACCUGACAACCAUUGGCUUAUCAAAGAUCUGAAAAUGAGUUUAUUUAGAAACGAACUGGAAAGAGGAAGUAAGCGAGCGAAACGAGUCCUACAGAUUAUUCCUCAUGUUAUUCCGCACAUAGAGCGUGUUAUAUUAUUCCGGAAGAAGGUUGGUGAUGAGAAGAAAGAAUUAGGUUUUGUUGAAACUGCCGGCAUUAUGCCACACUCAACAUUGAUCACAAUUAAACGUAGCCAACUGGUAGAGGAUGGGUACCAACAAAUAGGUCACAUGGAUGGUAAGUUACUAAAGGGGACCAUUAGGGUGAAGUUUGUCAAUCGGCAAGGUCUUGAGGAGGCUGGCAUCGAUCAAGAUGGUGUCUUCAAGGAAUUCCUCGAGGAAAUUAUCAAGAAGGUUUUCAACCCGGAAUUGAAUCUGUUCAGGCACACAGAAGAUCAGAGGUUGUACCCAAGUCCUACAUCAUUUAUCCAUGAAAAUCAUCUAUCACUGUUCGAGUUCGUUGGGAAGAUGCUAGCGAAAGCUAUUUAUGAGGGUAUUGUCGUUGAAGUUCCAUUUGCUUCCUUUUUUCUGAGUCAAAUGGUAGACCACCAACAUAGCGCCCUCUACAGUCCACUUGACGAACUUCCUUCAAUGGACAAAGAUCUGUUUAAGAAUUUGUCAUUUUUAAAGCAUUAUGACGAAGACGUUGCUGAUCUGGACCUUGUCUUCUCGUACGAUGAAGAUGUAAUGGGCAAAAUCGUAACGCAUGAGUUGAUCCCUGGAGGCAAAGCCAUUGGUGUUACCAAUGAAAACAGAAUUCGCUAUGUACACUUGAUGGCCCAUUUCAAGAUGCGCUAUCAAAUACGCGACCAAGUGAAAGCAUUCAAGAACGGGUUUUGCUCUGUAGUGAAUCCAGAGUGGCUAUCCUGGUUCACCACUCCAGAACUCCAAAGAUUGAUCUCUGGAGACAACGUUGCCAUUGAUUUAUCAGACCUCAAGAAGCAUGUUCUGUACUAUGGUGGAUUCCACAGUGGUCACAAGGUGGUUGUGUGGCUGUGGGACAUCUUGGAGAAAGAUUUCAACAGAGAGGAGAGAGCCCUCUUUUUAAAGUUUGUUACUAGUUGCUCCAAGCCACCAUUGUUGGGUUUUGUUCACCUACAGCCACCAUUCUCCAUCAGAUGUGUAGAAGUUAGUGAUGACCAGGACACUGGAGACACACUAGGCAGUGUUGUUCGCGGAUUCCUCGGUAUUCAUCGUCGUGAUCCUGUUGGUCGUCUGCCAACGUCGUCCACAUGCUUUAAUUUGCUCAAGUUACCAAACUAUUCCAGGAAAAGCACUCUCAAAGAGAAAUUACGAUAUGCCAUCACAAGCGGAACAGGUUUUGAAUUGUCAUGAGAUAAUAUGAGGUCACAUACAAUUUUGCCACAGUAUUUGAUAUUUUAUGAAAAAAAGUUAAGUUUACCAUUUUCUCAGAAUGGAACAGUCCAUCUUUCUAAAAUUUGAAAACAUUGUAUUACGUGAUGAUGUGCAAUGGGACAAAACGAAUGGAAUGAAAAAUGCAGAGAUGGAACUAAAUUUUCGUAAUGAGUGAUGAAAUGUUAAUAACCAAUGGCAUGUGAUAUGAAAUCCACCAAUUAAAUAGCAAGGAUUGAUUUCGUGCGUUAUAAAAAUUUAUAUGGGAAAUCAGAAGUUGGUGAUAACCCCAUACGUUGGUGCAAUAACAACAGAUAGGAAGAGUAAGUAGACGUGGCAGUAUUGUGGAUUGAAAAAUAGAAAUUAUUAUAAUUAUUACAGUGUAACUUGGAUUUGAUAUUGGUUUAAACAUAUUGAACAGAAGAUAUUUUGCAUGUAUGUUGUCUUUAUUGGCCACUAUAUGUUCAUAUGACACACAUUUAUAUUUAUUAAAAUCAUGGAUAUACACCAAUCAAAUAGUAAUUAUUUGUUUGAAAAAUUAUUAUAGCACUUUAUUAUCAAUAGUACUGGUAGUAAUGCUAUUACUUUUGUUAAUAUAUACUUGUAAAAUACCAGUGUGGAAUUAUUAUUUUUGUUAUUACUACUGUAUUAAUAUUUAUGUAUAUGAGACACAUUUUAUAGAUGUAUCUGUUUUAAAAAUGUGAUUUAAAUAAUGAAAUUGGAAAUAGAGUUUAUAUUUUAAGAAGGAUGGAUAUAAUAUAGAUAAUAUUAAUGGUAAGGAUGUAUUGCAAAGAGUGCAGCUGUACUUUGUUGGUAAUGAUGAUUUCCUCCCAAUCAAAAGGUCAAUCUUGUAAUGAGAAAAACCUGGAUUUUUUCUCACAACCAAUAACAACCUCACCCCCUGAUAGUGAUAUAUAAACAUGAUUUCCAUAAAAUAGCUACACGCUAUUGCCAAUAGAUUUCGGUGACACUGAUUGGUCUUUAGAUCGGGAGCCUUCUUGAUGGGGUCAAGGACAGCCAUGUCAUGGAACGAUUAAAGUGAAACAUUGUAGCAAUUUCAUGGAAAAAAGGAUUUAGUUUAUAGAUAGAGCAUCACUUCACCAGUUGCUAACUUGAUCGAUUGAUUGAUUGAAUGAUUGAUUGAUUGAUUCAAACACACUUUUAUAGUACAGUAUCACACACAUAAAUGAAGUUGUGGUGCUUCCUGGCAAAUUAUGAUGUAAAACUUCAUAAAAAGUAAACUUUAACUCAAACUUAUUGAGGUAAUUAAUGAGAAUGAAAUGUAUUAAAUUUAAAGAUGUAACAUGUAAGACUUGUAUGAAUUUGUAUAAGAAUAUGUAUAGAAAUAUUGAUAUGGAUUUUUGUAUAACGAUGCAGGGGUCCUAAGUACAGGGGAGAUAAAACUCACUUCAUCAGGGUAUUAGAGUAGACUCAAAAAUUAUUAAAUAAAGCCUUUGAAACACUUAAAUUGUCAUAGUUCCUGGGGGAUUCGCCCUGCACAUCCAAGAGAUUUUGAGCAACACCUGACCGUGGAUAUAUUAUUGCAUUAUAUUAUAUUGCACAGGAAAUAUUAAUACAAUUUGAUGUGUUAUGAAGCUUGUAUCAAACUAGAUCUCUCUGCUAAGUGGAUUCUGUCGACUAACGAUGUGUAUAAGUUGCAGUUGUAUAAUGCAUACUUGUGCUCAUAAUUGCAUAUACUGUAUAUCAUUCAUGGUGUAAUUGUGCUAUGCUUAGGAACCAUCUUCUCAAGAGUACAAAACAUGUGCUGUAAAAAGGGGUGGGUUGGGGGGAGAGAAAUUAACUAUUAUGAUCUCAGAAUGACAAAAAUAAUUUUAUUGUGUACUCUUUAAAAAUAUGGAUGACCCCUUACUAGGAAUGAAUGCAAAGAUAUAUAGGCAUACCUAAUACUCUCUGUAUAUUUUGGUAUGCUUUCUACAGGUUUAAACAAAUGAAGAAGCUGUACUAUUGCAUUUGAUUUCUUACAGUUUUGCUGAAAUGUGAAGGAAAUCGUUUAAUUGUUCAAUCAAAUUACAAUGAACAUAGUUACUUAGAUAUUAACAAAUGGAGUGAUGUCUUGAUUAAGAUACUUGCCUUCCAAUCCCACAUGAUUUUUCUGACAACUAAAAGCACCUCCUCCCAAUUUUUAUUUUAAUAUUUAUAAUGGAUUUGUUCAGUUUAAAAUGCAUAACCCACCAGUCCAAAGGUCCUUCUGAUGGCCUGGUGAAUUGGAUACACUGGGAGGCAACCCUUUACUGUAAAUUAUAAGUACGAUUAUUGAUGAGUAAUUGGUGACAUUUACAUGACGAAAAUUAUCAAUCAAUUUAUUUCAUUUGCAUCUUUACAUUAUCAUGUACAAUUGCUAAAUAUGCAAAUUCCGAAGUUCCAGAAAACAUUUCUGGAACGUUUAUAUUGGUACUGUGAUAGUACAAGAGUACUCCCAUUCAUAUAAAUCACUUCAACCAAUAAAGGCUGAUGUUUUUCCAGCAGAGAAUCAAAUCAAGGCAAGGUUUGAAGACUGCUUAAUUUGAUUUGAGAGUCACUAUUUAGGACCAGUAGACGUUUUCUUUGAGAUGGAAAAUUAAAGUUUGACGAGUUGAGUACGAGUGGUAAUUUCUAAAGAGGGUCUAAGAAAUGCAAGUAUUAUAAGUUUUAAAUAAAA